Aspergillus fumigatus Af293 is the source of this 768-nucleotide messenger RNA. Its product is annotated as SDR family NAD(P)-dependent oxidoreductase. The record is from RefSeq and is a predicted model, not a curated record. Gene Ontology annotation, molecular function: oxidoreductase activity. Lineage: Eukaryota; Fungi; Ascomycota; Eurotiomycetes; Eurotiales; Aspergillaceae.
AUGUCGCUCCAAGGGAAAGUCGCUAUUGUCACCGGGGGGGCCCGAGGCAUUGGAGCAGGAAUAGUUCGCAGUCUGAGCAAGGAAGGGGCAAAGGUCUCCUUCAAUUAUGUCUCUGCAUCAUCAAAGGCAGCCGCAGAUGCUCUCGUCCAGGAACUUCGCAAUGAAAACAAAGAGGCCCUCGCCAUCCAAGCAGAUAUGACUGAUAUAGAUGCCCCUAGUCGUAUUGUCCAGGCGACUCUGGCCGAAUUCAAAACAGAACAAAUUGAUAUCCUGGUCAACAACGCCGGAGCGGGGGACAACCGGCCGCUGGAGGAGGUGACGGUCGAUGUCUAUCAAAAUCUGAUGGAUGUGAAUGUCCGCGCGGUGAUUUUCAUGACGAAAGCCAUUCUUUCGUAUAUUCCUCGUAAUGGCCGCAUUAUUAACCUGUCCUCCAUCUCGGCUCGGGGUGGGUAUGCCACACAGUCGGUCUACGCGGCCACCAAAGCGGCUGUUGAGGGCCUCACUCGAGUCUGGGCUACCGAGCUGGGGCACAAGUACGGGGUCACGGUGAAUGCUAUCAAUCCAGGACCGGUGAACACGGACAUGUACAGAGCAGCAGGGCCAGUGCACCUGGCGCGCAUGGAGGAGCAGAAUAAAAAGGUUCCUGCUGGGCAGCGAUGUGGCACGGUUGAUGAUAUUGCAGAUAUUGUGACUUUUCUUGCGCAGGAGAGAUCUAGAUGGGUAACAGGAGACGUAAUUUGUGCGAAUGGGGGCAUGUUAUAUAUCUGA